Oryza sativa Japonica Group (Japanese rice) is the source of this 1270-nucleotide messenger RNA. RefSeq lists its product as uncharacterized. Lineage: Eukaryota; Viridiplantae; Streptophyta; Magnoliopsida; Poales; Poaceae. Gene Ontology annotation, molecular function: protein binding. The record is from RefSeq and is a predicted model, not a curated record.
CCACCCUGUCAGUGGCUCACUCGCACUCGCUCGCGAUAUUUCUCUCGCGCGGCAAAGAAAGCCAAGAGGAGAGGAGACGAGAGAUCGGGGCGAAGGCGAUGCUGCUGCGGAGCGCGUCGUCGCCGCUGCUCGGCCACGCCGCCUGCGCGUCGGCGGCGGAGCAUGUCGGGGCGGUGGUGGUGGUGGUGCCCGUGUCGCCGGCGGCGGCGAGGCAGCGGGGCCCGCCGCUGUGCCGCGCGACGUCCGAGGGGGACCUGAUGGCGGCGGUGAGUGCGCGGCCGCGGGCGCUGUCCGUGGCCUCGUCGGCGUCCAUCUCCGUCGAGGAGGAGGUUGAAGAAGAGGAGGAGGAGGAGGAGGAUGUGCUCGGGGCGGCCGUGCCGCUGCGGCGGCUGCUGACGAGCACCGGGCUGGACGCGGACACGGGGAGGGGGAGGGAGGGCGACGCGGCGGUCGUCGAGGAGGGCGUCGGGGGAGGAGGCGGCGGGAGGAAGGUGUGCAACGGCGGCGGCGGCGGCAGCGGGGGGAAGGGCGACGGCGGCCGCCGCGACGCCGACGCGCACUACCGGCGUAUGAUCCAGGCCGACCCGGCGAACCCGCUGCUGCUCGGCAACUACGCGAGGUUCCUCAAGGAGGUGGAGGGCGACGCGGCGAGGGCGCAGGAGUACUGCGAGCGCGCCAUCGUCGCCAACCCCGGCGACGGCGACGCCCUCGCGCUCUACGCGGGCCUCGUCUGGGAGACCACCCGCGACGCCGACCGCGCCGACGCCUACUUCACCCGCGCCGUCCACGCCGCCCCCGACGACUGCUACGUCCUCGGCUCCUACGCCGGCUUCCUCUGGGACGCCGAGGAAGACGAUGACGACCACGGCGGCGAGCAGCCGCCGCCGCCGUUCAUGGGGGCAGCUCAGCCUCCUUCCAUCACAGCGGCGUCUUGAGUGAACAGAUGCUCUUGAUCUCUCGCCGCCUGUAAAGAAGACGAAGCAACGAACACCCGAGGAGGAAUCACGGCGGCCUCUCUCCGGCGAGGCACCGGCCGUCGUCGACGUCGCCGGCUCGCCGGCCCGGCGACCCUCGCCGUGGCUCGCAGCUGAAUCCGGCCACCUGUAAAAAUGAAUCUGGAGAAGAGCACCACGCAGCUAAGGUGUAGUCGAUCUUGUAAAAUGAGCCUGCAAAGCCUACAUGAUGAUCUUGUUUACUUCUUGUACAUGUGUAUCACUGUAUCAGCAACGCUUGUGAAAUAAAUAAGCCACAGCCAAGUAUGUUCUAGCUA